Stylophora pistillata is the source of this 577-nucleotide messenger RNA. RefSeq lists its product as uncharacterized. Gene Ontology annotation, biological process: adenylate cyclase-activating G protein-coupled receptor signaling pathway; activation of adenylate cyclase activity; hormone-mediated signaling pathway. Lineage: Eukaryota; Metazoa; Cnidaria; Anthozoa; Scleractinia; Pocilloporidae. Gene Ontology annotation, cellular component: plasma membrane. The record is from RefSeq and is a predicted model, not a curated record. Gene Ontology annotation, molecular function: G protein-coupled peptide receptor activity; protein binding.
GAACAACAACAACAUAAAGAACUUGUCCUCUGACCAGUUACCACGUACAUAUAGGGAGGGGAAAGAAUUUAGAAACCUAACUCUGGACUUCAACAAACUGGAGGCUCUUCCAAGUGAUCUGUUCAAGGACUACAGGCUAAAUGAUCUGUGGCUGGGAAAUAACAAAUUAAAAAACUUAUCUGAAGAUCUCUUCGCUGGGCAAUAUCUGUUAAAAUAUAUGCGGUUGAGUGGUAAUCGACUGGAAAAGCUGCCUCCAAACAUUCUUCAAGGAAUGUUCGCCUUGGAGGAAGUGGACUUGUCCUACAAUCAGUUGCAGAGUUUGCCUCGAGGGAUACUAAGCAGUAAUACCAACCUGAAAGUACUGGAUUUGUCAAACAACAAAAUUCAGCAUCUUCCCGAAGAUGUUUUUGGCAACCUUACUCAGUUGAAAAGGCUCUUUCUCUCCAAUAACAAACUUCAGCGUCUGCCAAAGUUAAAAAAUCUCUCCGAGAUAGAAACAUUAUACAUGGAGAAAAACAGCCUCGUAACCCUGUCACGUGAUCAGUUCCAAGGCCUGUCCAAGCUGAGAGACCUGUAA